AGCUGUUUCUCGAGUUUUCAAAAUUUUCGAACGCCAAAAAGGCCAUCGAAGAAUCUAGAACAAAAUGGCGCGAUCCAAAUCCAUCAUUAUUUUCCUUUUCAAUGCACAGAUGUGCUGAAGAAAUUAUUUGGAUUCCAUAGUCCAUCAGAAAUCAUCUCUGCAAUUCGACGACGAAAUCGAGACCUCGACAUUGAAAUCCGCAGCUGAAUCUGUGAGAUCGGCAUUUAUCUUGUGAAGCUUUGAUCAAAUCGAAGUUUUCGAGUCGGUUAAGUUGGUGAAUUCUUGUUCGAACUGUUUCAGUUCAAUGGCUGUGGGACUGGAGGAGAAGUCGGAGAGGAAGGGCGGAGUAGCGCUUUAUUUUCCUGCAAAUGACGACGAGCCUUCGCCGGCAUCGUCAUCUACUCCUCCUAAACUGCCUCGCAGGCUUAGCCGUCGCCUAAUGGAGUCUAAGGCGCCGUCUACUGCGGAAGAGAUUGAAGCCAAGCUCCGAAAGGCUGAUCUCCGUCGUCAGGCCAAGAGACAAAGAGCUGGGUAUUCGAUGGAGAGACGAAGAACAAGUGAUAUUGUUCGUGCUAAUAUGAAGGGGGUGUCUAAGCAGGACCCAGCGGCAAUUAUAGCAAGGUGCUGGAGGAGUUUUGUACAAACGAGAAAAACUACUUUUGCUUUGGCAAAAGCAUUUCAAGCAUUAGAUAUUACAAAAGAAUCUGUGAAGUCUAUGCAAUUUGAGCAGCUUGCUUCUAAGAUCAAUGCAACUGCAACCAUACAAACUGUAAAAGCUUUACUUGUUCGCUUAGAGAGUAGAUUCUCAAUCUUGAGAACAACUUCUGGAAAUAAAUUAAGCAUGGAGAAGGUAGAUCACCUUCUCAAGCGUGUUGGAUUUCAUGGCAGAAGCAGUAAUCAAGUAAACAAGACAGGUAGAUCACAGACUAUUGGCUUCAGGAAAGCUGCAAGGGUUCCCUCUAAAUUAUCUAGGUACCCUGCCAAAGUAGUGCUUUUUGCUUAUAUGAUAUUGGGGCAUCCGGAGACAGUUUUUAUUGGGAAGAGUGAGUUUGAAAAUGCAUUGCUGGAGUCGGCAUCAAAUUUUGUUCAGGAAUUUGAGUUGUUGAUUAAGAUUAUAUUGGAGGGUUCCUUACGAACCAUGCAUGAGGAGCAAUCUUCAGCACCAUCUUCGAUUAGAUCCCAAUUAGAGAUAUUUGACAAAAGAUGGUGCUCUUACCUUCAUCACUUUGUGGUGUGGAAAGACAAGGAUGCUAUAUUUUUCGAGGAGAACAUGAAGGGUGUUGCUCGCCAGUUGGAGAGUUUUAUGGCACAAACUUCUAAGCUGAGAUUGGAAGGUGAUAAUAGUAAUAUCGCACAUGAUACACAGGUCAGUGAAGAGCAGAAGAUACUGAAAGAAAAGUUACAGCAACUUGGCAGUUCAGAAAAUUCUUCAUCAGUUGCAGGGUCAAGCUCCUUGGAAUUGGAUUCUGAAUAUUCUCCAGGGUUCCGACCAGUAGAAAAUUCUAAGCCAGAGCAACCUACAAGCUCCAGUGAAAUGCUAGUCACUGAGAAUGAGUUGGUUGCAAAUGAGAUUGUCCAUGAUUAUCACCAUUUCCUUACAGUCUCCUCGAAUGCUCCAACUGAAGCUGAAAACAGUUUAAAGGCAAAACUGAAAAAGACGAUGGAAAAAGCAUUUUGGGAUGGCAUCAUGGAGUCUAUGGAAGAAGAUGAGUCUGAUUUCAGUUGGGUUAUCAAGGUCCUGAAGGAGGUCAGGGAUGAAUUGUGUGAGACGUCUCCGCCGUCCUGGAGAUCAGAGAUUGCUGAGAAAAUUGAUAUUGAAAUUGUUUCACAGAUUCUAAAUUCAGGAAUUCCGGAUGUGGGUUACUUCAAACAACUCCUGGACUUUAGUUUAGUCACACUGCAAAAGCUUUCCGCUCCAGCGAAAGAGAAAGAGAUGGAAGCAAGUUACCAGAAGUUAAUGGAAGAGCUGGGAGACGUUUCCUGUUCUGGAGAGAACUCCAAGCGCCCAUUCGCUCUCUUGAUGGUCCAAGGUUUACGCUUCAUUCUACAUCAGAUUCAGAAUCUAAAAGAAGAAAUAGCAAAUGCACAUUUAAGGAUGGUGGAACCGCUCAUCAAGAGCCCUGCUGGUUUGGAGUAUCUGAAAAGUUCAUUUUCUAAGCGAUGUGGUUCUCCUGCUGAUGCACCUACCUCUUUGCCUCUCACAAGGCAAUGGCUUUCAUCUGUAUGGCCGAAUGUGGAGCUGGAGUGGAAAGAACACACUGAUUCUCUGGCUUCUGCUAUAUCAAAAAAUGCAGGAGUUCAGCCAGAGAAUCUCCCGUCUACCAUACGUACCGGAGGAAGUAGUCUGAUUCCAUCAAAGAUCAUCAGCCCAACCUCUGGAACAAGUAGCCAUGGCAAAGAACAACCAGAGUGCAAGGGUGAGAGACUUGAUUUAUUAAUUAGGCUUGGUCUGCUAAAGUUAGUAAAUCAAAUAAAGGGGCUCAGCAGUGAUACUCUGCCGGAGACUCUUAAGCUUAAUCUCGCCAAGCUCAGGACGGUUCAAUCUCGACUUCAGAGGAUCAUCGUCAUUUCUACCAGCUUGUUGGUCAUGCGCCAAAUUCUUCUCAACGAGAGACUGGUCUCCAAUCCAAGUGAAGUCGAUAGUAUAUUAUCGACAUGCGCCAAACGCCUUUGCAAUCUCUUGGACAUUGUCGAAAACGUUGGAAUACUGGAGAUCGUUGAAGCCCUCGGCAUUGUCUUAGUCGAUUGUGAUUCGGACCCUAAAAAGCUCCAAGCAAGAAAGCAGAUCAUAGCAAACAUGUUGAUAAAAAGCUUACAAGAAGGCGACGUCGUAUACAAUCGAGUUUCACGCAACAUUUACCUGGCCAUGCGGGGCGUUGUGCUCGGAGGAAGCAGCAGAAAGGGAAGGCAACUAGCGGAGGCAUCCCUUUUGCCCAUCGGAGCAGGAUCUCUCACCGGAAAGGUGGUCGAGGCAGCAGAAUCUCUGAUUGUUAUGGCUGUUGUGUCUGUGAUCGUUCAUGGAGAUUGGUAUAGAGAACUGAUGAAGAACUGGUGAGAUCGUCUCAAAUGGUAACAGAUUGUCUUAAAUGUUUGUAAAUAAGGUAAAUUCAUAUGUAAAUUCUCCACAAAUGGGAAGAUUUGGUGUGUGUUUGUUUGAGUUUGACGGUGCAAAAAAUUUAAUGUUUUAGAUAAUAUUUGUGUUUAGAUAUAUAAAAAUUUGUUAAUUAUGUU
Molecule: messenger RNA, 3231 nt
Organism: Cucurbita moschata (crookneck pumpkin)
Lineage: Eukaryota; Viridiplantae; Streptophyta; Magnoliopsida; Cucurbitales; Cucurbitaceae
Exons: 10
Coding region: 305-3055 (916 amino acids)
Biological process (GO): signal transduction
Source: RefSeq, a predicted model, not a curated record